UGUUAUUUUUUAUGAAUAAUAUUUUUCUAAUGUUUUUAGCGACGUCGUCGAGCGAGUCCGAGGAUGAAUAUUUACAAUACAGAAGCUUUAGAUCCAAUUCUUACCGAAGAACGCAAUUCCAUCCAGGAUUAGAGAAUCCCUUCAUUUAUUAUGCUCAAGUUAAGCCGAAAAGACUUAACCGAAGGAGCAGAGAAAAUGAAAAGUACAAUUCGAACUGUUUCGUUAAAGCGUUUCGUUGGUACACUCAGGAACAUGUACCAUUUAAAAAGACAAAUUCAACGAAUAAUGUGAUUAACAAGGACCUAAAAGGCUUCGCGACGUGGCUUGAUGAGAAAUAUAAUGAAUAUCAGGACACAAAUCGAAUCGAGAAAACUCAAUGUAUUUUGAAUCAGAGCUCCACGCUCGAGUUAAUUAGUGGCGCUGAAAUUUACGACAAUAAAGUACCAGGUUCAAAGAAAUUUCCAAUAUUGAGAAGCCCUUGGUAUAAACACCGAAAAUCUUCAAGUAAAAGAGAAGAAACCGAUUUUACUGUAAAGUCAAAUCAAAGCAUCAAAAUCAUUUUGAAGCCUAAAAACUUAUCCCGUGCAACUUCAGAAUGCUGUCAAAGAUCUGAUUUACAAAACAACGCAAUUAUAUCAAACACGAGUGCUCUUCACAUGAAGCUAAGACCCACAUCUAGAAGCUUGACGAGUGUUCUUAAAGAAAAAGAAAUAUACAUUAUACCUUUUGACGUUCUUCAAGACACGAGCCAUGAGGAACUAAAGCAUAAAGUCGACGAAAUUAACACAAACGAGCGAAAGAAAUUACGACAAAUUUUCCCUAUGAAGUCAAUACGAACGGUAGAAAAUAAAAAAAGGAUUGAUGUAUAUUGUCAAUGUUCACACACUAGCUUUGAUAAUAAUACCAGUGAACUUGAGAAAAAUAAACUUAAUACUUGCCUUUGUUACAAAAGAAAAUCAGAAUAUGAAGUCGUACGAAAGAUUGCAGUAAUACCAAUAUCUCAACCAAAUACGAAAGACCACGAGCCACCUGUAUCAACAUUUGUUACCGAUAGCGUGCAAACAUCUGAUUAUUCAAUUAACUUAGAAAACGAUUUAACUCGCAAAAAGCCGGUAUUCGUGAAAUUAUUAUGUCCACAUAAACUGGACGUAAAGGAUUAA
This is a messenger RNA of Vanessa tameamea, 1160 nucleotides long. RefSeq lists its product as uncharacterized. The coding region runs from base 12 to 1160 and encodes 382 amino acids. The transcript has 10 exons. The record is from RefSeq and is a predicted model, not a curated record. NCBI's taxonomy places the organism in Eukaryota, Metazoa, Arthropoda, Insecta, Lepidoptera, Nymphalidae.